Molecule: messenger RNA, 1215 nt
Organism: Macrosiphum euphorbiae (potato aphid)
Lineage: Eukaryota; Metazoa; Arthropoda; Insecta; Hemiptera; Aphididae
Source: the annotation of a GenBank genome assembly
AUGACUUCAAUAGAAGUAAAGGAAGUGGUCGAGCACCCCAUCAAAUUGAGAGUAAUGCGCCUUGGUAAGCCAGUCAUGUUUAACUCGAAGAUAGUCACGUGUGAUUCAAAAGAUUUACCAGGAACAGCAUUGAAUGCACAUUUAAAAAAAGACGUGACCACAUUGGCCAAUGCAGAAACAUUGGCGGCUGGGUCAUUUCUCAUGGUUCCUAAUGUUCUAGAAAAUUUGUAUCUGGGCGAAACAUUUUUGUGUUAUAUUUACUUGAAGAAUGAAAGUUCUCAAACGGUCUAUGAUAUUAUUUUGAAAGCAGAAAUUGAUACUGCGACAUCACAUAUACCAAUUUUGGGACCAAAAGCUUUUCCCAAGUUGGAUCCAUAUGCUUCUAUUGAUGUUAUUGUAAAGCACGAAGUCAAAGAACACGGUAGUGUCAAUAAAUUGAUUUGUCAAGUGGAAUAUGAUAGGAAACAUUCGUUUGAAACAAUUUUCAGCUAUAGAGUUCCAAAACCUUUAGAUCUAAAAACAAAAUUUUACAAUACUGUAACUGAUGAAGUUUACCUAGAAGUUCAAGUCCAAAAUAUUAUGUCGACUCCGAUCUCAUUAGAAAAAUUUAUCUUAGAGUCAUCAAUUGGAUAUGAUGUUAAUUCAAUGAAUCAUUUACUUGAAAGUUCAGAGGAUAAAUCUGUUUUUGGAGAUAUGGACAUACUGGAUGUGAAAGAAACAAGACAGUAUAUGUAUAGAUUAAGCUUAGAUAGAACUGCUGAAAAAAAUCCCACAAGAACAAAUAAUCUUGGCAAGUUGGACAUUUUAUGGCGGUCUAAUAUGGGUACUAAAGGUCAAAUACAAUCCAGUCCAUUAGUGAGACAGAUUCCAGAAUUAGACGACAUAACGUUUUCUAUAACGUACUUGCCUGAUAUGGUUUUUUGUGAAGAACAAUUUGACUUUACGUGCUCAAUAAAAAACAACAGAAACCGUGACAUGCAGCUUGUUGUUGAAGUCAGUGACGAAGAAGAUAGUAAUCUUGCUUGGACUAUGAUUUCAGGCAUUCAGUUAAGACUUUUACCUCCAUACGCAACAAUCAAAACAGUAUUCUCGAUGGUAGCUCUAAAUCAUGGCUUACAAGUUAUAUCGGGUAUUAAACUAAAGGAAUUAAUUCUGAACCGUACAUACUCAUAUAAUAACUUUGGCCAUGUAUUUGUCACUCAAAAUGUCAGUUAA